Molecule: messenger RNA, 588 nt
Organism: Brassica napus (rape)
Lineage: Eukaryota; Viridiplantae; Streptophyta; Magnoliopsida; Brassicales; Brassicaceae
Product: pectinesterase 3-like
Exons: 1
Coding region: 1-588 (195 amino acids)
Biological process (GO): cell wall modification
Molecular function (GO): pectinesterase activity; pectinesterase inhibitor activity
Source: RefSeq, a predicted model, not a curated record
AUGUCUACCUUCUUCGUCAUGUACCGGUGCACCUUCGAAGGCUUCCACGACACGUUGUACGCACACGCCGGCGACCAAUUCUAUCGAGAAUGUGAUAUCGUCGGAACCGUGGACUUCAUCUUCGGCUAUGCAGCUGCCAUCUUCCAGAGUUGUAACAUCCUCUCAAGCAAGCCUCUUCGGAAUCAAAUCAAUACUAUUACAGCGCAGGCUGCCUCGGAUCAGUUUGCCAAGUCCGGGUUUGUGAUUGUUAACAGCACCGUUGGUCCAUACCUAGAGGAACAUUUCACAACAUAUCUUGGAAGGCCGUGGAAGCCGUUUGCGACUGUUCUGGUUAUGGAGACGUAUCUCGGGGACAUGGUUGAGCCUAGAGGCUGGAUCGCCUGGAACAAGGAAGCACCCCCUACGACGCUGAGGUAUGGAGAGUUCAAGAACUCUGGACCGGGUUCGGGUCUGGGAAGCCGUGUAAACUGGACCGGGUAUGAACCCAGUAUGACGGAGGAAGAGGCGCAGAAGUACUCGGUUGAUACCUUCAUCAACCAAGAUGGUUGGUUGAACCAAACUUGCAUCCCUUAUGACCGUUAUGUAUGA